Cajanus cajan (pigeon pea) is the source of this 1867-nucleotide messenger RNA. Its product is annotated as abscisic acid 8'-hydroxylase CYP707A1. NCBI's taxonomy places the organism in Eukaryota, Viridiplantae, Streptophyta, Magnoliopsida, Fabales, Fabaceae. Gene Ontology annotation, molecular function: heme binding; iron ion binding; (+)-abscisic acid 8'-hydroxylase activity. The record is from RefSeq and is a predicted model, not a curated record. Gene Ontology annotation, biological process: sterol metabolic process.
UCCCAUGAUGAUUUCAAGUUAGCAGAGCUCAAAAUAUUCUGCAACUUAUUUUUAUUUUUAUUUUCAUUUUUAUUAUUAUUAUUUUUGGUUUUAAGAAAAGGCUAACCUUCUGACUUUCCAAAGAAGAGUCUAGUAAUACCAAUGGAUGGAAUUUUCGCUUCCAUCAUUCUCUCUUUGCUUACUAUAUUUUCAUUUAUGUUCUUUCCAAAACCAAAAAGAAGAAGACCUCAAAACCAGACAAGAGCACAGCUCCCUCCAGGUUCAAUGGGAUGGCCUUACAUAGGAGAAACUCUCCAACUCUACUCCCAAGACCCAAAUGUCUACUUUUCCACCAAACACAAAAGGUAUGGUGAGAUAUUUAAGACCAACAUCCUGGGUUGUCCCUGUGUGAUGCUGACCAGCCCCGAGGCUGCACGCUUUGUGUUAGUGACUCAAGCUCACUUGUUCAAACCAACAUACCCCAAAAGCAAGGAGCGUUUGAUCGGUCCUUUUGCCCUGUUUUUCCACCAAGGAGAAUACCACACGCGUUUGAGGAAGCUUGUUCAGAGGUCACUGUCCCUUGAGGCACUUCGCAACUUGGUGCCUCACAUUGAAGCCUUAGCCUUAUCUGCCAUGAAAUCUUGGGGUGACGGCCAACUCAUUAACACGUUUAAGGAAAUGAAAAGAUUUUCUUUUGAAGUUGGAAUUCUUACAACUUUUGGCCAUCUAGAGCCACGUUUGAGGGAAGAGCUAAAGAAGAAUUACCGGAUUGUGGACGCAGGUUACAAUUCCUUCCCAACGUGCAUCCCAGGAACUCAAUAUAAAAAGGCAUUGUUGGCUAGAAAGAGACUUGGGAAGAUUAUAAGUGACAUAAUUUGUGAGAGGAAGGAGAAGAAGUUGGUUGAAAGAGAUCUCUUGAGCUGCUUACUGAAUUGGAAAGGAGAAGGGGGAGAAGUGUUAUCUAAUGACCAAAUUGCAGAUAACAUUAUUGGGGUGCUUUUCGCUGCUCAAGAUACCACAGCUAGUGGCAUGACAUGGGUUAUCAAGUACCUGCAUGAUGAACCGAAACUUCUGGAGUCUGUAAAGGCUGAGCAGAAGGCAAUUCACAAGUCUAAUGAAGGUAACCUACCACUGAGUUGGGAUCAGACCAGGAACAUGCGAAUUACUCACAAGGUUGUGUUAGAGAGCUUGAGAAUGGCAAGCAUUAUAUCAUUCCCUUUCAGAGAAGCAAUAGCUGAUGUGGAGUACAAGGGGUUCCUAAUACCAAAAGGGUGGAAAGCGAUGCCUCUGUUCAGAAACAUUCAUCGCAAUCCAGAAUUUUUUCCAGAGCCUCAAAAAUUCAACCCUUCAAGGUUUGAGGUCGCACCAAAGCCCAAUACUUUCAUGCCAUUUGGUAGUGGAGUACAUGCCUGCCCCGGCAAUGAGCUUGCUAAGUUGGAGACACUGAUUAUGAUCCAUCAUUUGGUCACCAAGUUUAGGUGGGAAGUGGUAGGAUCCAAGUGUGGGAUUCAGUAUGGCCCAUUCCCCUUGCCACUGAAUGGACUCCCAGCUAGAUGUUGGAGAGAAUCUACCAACUAGAAAAGCAACAUGGGAAGAAGAAAUGCAUGGUAUCAACGUAGCUGAGAAGCAAUCCACUUUCCAAUGUCACCAAAAAAAAAAAAAACUUUUAUCUUUUUCUUUUUCUAUUUUGAUUCUGUAAUUUUAUUUUAUUUUAUUUUUAUAUUUUUCCUUGGUGGGGGCACUUCAUUACUUGCUCCUCUAUCCUUAAUCCUUUUCCACCCCACAAAGAAAGAAGGGAAACUCCUCUACACGGGGUGGUGCUUUAUUUUUCUAUUCAAGCGUGAGUUUAGAUUAUCUUUUUCAGUCAAGGAAUUUUCCUCUCUUCCUC